AUGACUAAGAAAUUACGAAAGUUUGAGAAAAUAGCAUUUUACAAGGGCAAAAGUUGGAGUGUUGAUGAUGAGAUGAAAAGUAAGAAGAAGAAGAAGAACAACAUCAAUAUUAAUAGGAUCUUGAUAUCAAUCAACAUUGUUGGUAGUUCUGGGCCAUUAAAAAUAGUGGUUAAUAAGAAUGAUAUUGUUUGUGAUGUUAUUGACAAAGCUCUCAAAUUUUAUGCAAGUCAAGGAAGAUUGCCUGCUUUGAAAUCUGAUGUAUCUGAUUAUGUUUUGCAUUGCUCAAAUGGUGUUCUUGAUGGAGCAGCUCUUAAUCCAUCUGAACCCAUAGGAAGUUUUAAAACAAGAAAGUUUCUGCUAUCUGAGAAUCAAGCAUCAUCAACAAAGACAGAAGAAAAAGCAGGAUCAAAGAGAAGAAAUUGUAGCUGGAAAUCAUUUAGUUUCAAAAAAUUCCGUUUCGCACUCCAUUGUGCAACUAUAAGUUAA
This is a messenger RNA of Lathyrus sativus (Indian pea), 486 nucleotides long. The record is from the annotation of a GenBank genome assembly. Lineage: Eukaryota; Viridiplantae; Streptophyta; Magnoliopsida; Fabales; Fabaceae.